AUGGCUGGUGCCAUGAUCACUUAUAUAGUAGUAAAAAGGGUAGUGCUGUUAGUAAGCCGAACAAAAGCAACUGAUCAUGAAAAUAAUGUUUUGUUUAGGCGAACGCCUGGUCAAAGAGGGUUAUGGGAAUCAAAAGAUGAUCGUAAAUGGGGGCAUGACAAGUUCGAACAGUUGACUGUCGAAGAGAGGAAUUAUGAUGAGGAUAGGAGGAUAUCAAGGGGUCGCUAUCGAGGUCGUGGUAGGAUUCGAGGGGCUGCUAGCGGAGCUUCACGAGGAAGAAGACCCAAAGCGUACAUCAAUGGUAGUGAUCAGGCUAAGGAUAAUAACCAGAACAUUCAGAAUAAUCCUUCAGAAGCUAUCAGAGGUUGGGGGCCAAGGAGGUACAGACCAUCUUUUAAGGACAACAUUGAUACACCUCCUCCACUAAACAACCAAUCUGGUCAGUAUGUUGGCAAACCUUCACUUAAUAGCACAAAUAAAGCAUCUGCUCCUGUAUCAGAUUUAGAAAAAGAUGCAGUUACAGCUGCCAAGCAAAGGUCUAUGUCAAGUUUGAAUUAUGCUUCUCCUCCAUUUUAUCCCACUAGCUCUUCCAGUAAAGAGACUACAAUAACAGACAAGAGGGAAAUGCAAACUGAGACAAGUAGCUGCAGUGUUCAGUCUUCUCUUUCGGGCGAAAGUACUGCUUCUGCACAAUCAACUGCAAUAUUCCGGAAGGAUCCAAAUGAUUCCCUUGGCAUAAACAAGCUUAAUAUUCAUGAUUCUAUUCCUGCAGUUGCUGGGAUGCCUUCAUCCAGUUUGCAGUUGCCACUGGGGUUGUCAUCAUCAAUAAAGUCUACUCAUUCCCAGGCAUUGAGAGGCCAAGGAAGAGGAUUUAAUGCAUCAUCACAUAGGAAUUAUCAAUCUCCUGUACCCAAUAACCAAGUCAACAGUGUUUCUCUGCCAAACCAGCUCCACCCUGCCCGGCGAUAUUCUGCUCAAAGUCGAGGGCAACCUUUUCUGCAAGUAACUGGUCAGCAGUUAGUACAGCAACCGGGUAAUGGAUCUCAAGUUUCAUCUCCCCACAAAACAGCACAACCUACGAAUACCUGUGAACCUGGAGAGCUUGAAUCUUCAUCAGAGUCCACUAAAUUAACGAGUUCUAUGGCUGCAAAAGGGAAAGGCAGUCUUCAGGGUCCUGGAAGGGGAUAUGGGGCUCAAAUUGUGGGUGCACCUGGAAACAUGGGUAGUGGUCACAGUAAUCAGAACUUUUCUGGGGCUCCAUCCUUUCUGCCAGUCAUGCAAUUUGGAGGGCAGCACCCCGGUGGCGUUGGAGUUCCUGCUGUUGGCAUGGCUUUCCCUGGAUAUGUUGGUCAACCAGAUGGGCUAGGCAAUUCCAAAAUGACAUGGUUGCCAGUUUUAGCUGGUGCUGCUGGAGCACUAGGCACACCAUACUGUUCACCAUAUAUUGCUGCAGAUGGUGCUUAUCAUCCUCGCCCUAGUGGGAAGAUAUCAUCUCUCGGUGCUGCUCCAAUCAAAGAGAAUAAUACAAGCAAGCCAGAUAGUGAACUGAAGCCCCAACAGACGCCUGAGCUCACAACUGAUGACUUCAGACUGCGACAGAAGAAUCCUCGCAGAUAUACGGAAAUGAAGUUUGACCAAUGAGAUAGUUACAUUGGUUGAAGCAGUUUGAAUAAGCAGAUUAAGGUCAAAAUUUACAGUUGGAUAUUCCAUCUCUAGUUGGAUGUUGCAAAUCUCUUAAAGAAGCUUGUGGUGAUGCUGCUCUUCUCCCUGGCCCUUCGUUUUCUCCAAAUGUUGAUCUAGAGCAUGUGGACCUCUCAUGUAUUAGGUCUGCCUGCUUUAGGUUUGCAUGACAAUUGCCUGCUCAUGCUGCUCCACUUUAGAAGAUACUCUGCAGCUUGACGGGUGGUAGUUAUCUGUUUAAAUAUGUGGAAGUCAGAAUUGUCACUCAGCAUCGGCAUAUGAUCAUGAAGAUAAUGUCGUGAAGGGUCCAGAAGUUGCACAGCUGCUAUAGUAUAUGCGUUUCUCUUCUAAAUGUACGUCAUCUGAUCUUUCCGAGUUUUCUGUUAGCAGCUUUAAUUAAUGUUAUUACUGCUAGUCAUUUGGUGAAUACUUUCAGGGUUUGGAUUUUGUUAUAUUGGUCAGAAGAGCAUAGCUUGCUCAGACGUUGAAUGAUAAAUUUUCUCUUAAGACUUUUUUUUGUUUCCUAAUUGAUGCAAUGGUGGAGUUAAUAAUGGUUCUUGCUAAUAGAAUUACUGUCUAUUCGGAGCGUUUGGGGCAACAACAUUGGAAAUUUUCGGUGUGCAGCGUGUAUCCUUCUUGAAAACUUUGAACUAUAUUUAAAUAACUCAUCGUGUUAGUUGUAAUUCCUAGUACUAGUUUCAUCCCAAAAUAUGUUACGUUGCUCCC
Lycium ferocissimum is the source of this 2406-nucleotide messenger RNA. Its product is annotated as protein MLN51 homolog. Gene Ontology annotation, molecular function: mRNA binding. Gene Ontology annotation, cellular component: exon-exon junction complex. NCBI's taxonomy places the organism in Eukaryota, Viridiplantae, Streptophyta, Magnoliopsida, Solanales, Solanaceae. Bases 1 to 1641 code for a protein of 546 amino acids. Gene Ontology annotation, biological process: mRNA processing. The record is from RefSeq and is a predicted model, not a curated record. The transcript is spliced from 11 exons.